Messenger RNA from Pimephales promelas (fathead minnow), 6484 nucleotides. The record is from RefSeq and is a predicted model, not a curated record. Lineage: Eukaryota; Metazoa; Chordata; Actinopteri; Cypriniformes; Leuciscidae.
UCUAGGAGAAGAGACAGGGAGGCUGAUGCGCUCGCCUUGCUGCCCCCCAACGCAUUGGCUGAAUGUGGACCUCUGGUGUUUUUUUAGUUGAUAUUUUUAGCAUCGGAGGUCGGACUCGUAUUGCAUCUAGCGUGGUAGUUCGCGCAGUUCAUCUGCAGUGCUGCUGCGCGCUGGAGAACCGCAGUGUGUUGCGCCGCGAACGCUCGAGCUCAGCAUAUUGAAGAACGUGUCCGCUUAUUACGGCGAAUGAUUUAAGGUAAACACACAGGUCUGUUUGGAUAUCGCAUCUAGGCUUUCAGUGGCCUCUUGCUAAGACGCUUUUUGGGGGGUGAAAUGGCCAGUCCUGGAAACGAUUCGGCUUCAAAUGCCCAGCUGGAGCAGGGUGAAUGUGCAGACGCUACCCCUGAACCAGCGUUUCAAGAAGCUCAGAAAUGGAUCGAGGCAGUGACAGGAAGAAGUUUUGGUGAUAAGGAUUUCAGAAGUGGGCUGGAGAACGGCAUUCUGCUCUGCGAGUUGCUGAGUUCAAUCAAACCAGGGCUUGUGAAAAAGAUCAACAGACUCCCAACUCCCAUUGCAGGACUGGAUAAUCUGACCAUGUUUCUGAGAGGAUGUGAAGAGCUGGGAUUGAAGGGAUCACAGUUGUUCGAUCCUGGAGACCUGCAAGAUACAUCGAUACGUGCAAACCUAACAGGCUCUGACUGCAGUAGAAAGCUGAAGAAUGUGCUCAUAACCAUAUACUGGCUCGGUAAAGCUGCUAACAGCUGUGCAACGUAUAACGGCCCCACACUCGACCUGAAAGAGUUUGAGGGGCUCCUUUCCAUGUUGCGAAAGGAGUGUGCAAAUGAAGAGUUGGACUCCCCUAAGCGCAGUAUACGGGACAGCGGUUACAUUGACAGCUGGGAAUCGGAGCGCUCUGAUUCGCUGUCUCCUCCGAGGCACGGCCGAGAUGAUUCGUUCGACAGUCUCGACUCAUUUGGCUCUCGAUCGCAGAACACACCCUCUCCAGACACAGUUAUCCGCUGCAACAGUGAUGACUCUGAAGGUGACGGUGGUUUAAGGAAGUUGCCAGACAUGCGUAAGGAUGACAUGUCUGCCCGUCGCGUGUCCUACAAAGAGCCUCGUGCCGCCCUACCCUUCAACCAGUAUCUGCCGAACAAGAGCAACCAAACCAACUACCUUCCCGCCCCCCUGAGGAAGAGGAGGAGCGAGAGAGAGGAAGACAGGAGAAGUCCAAGCAACUCAACAUCUCCUGUAGGGGGAGAAAGACCUCUCAGACAAGAAUGCGUAGAAAUGGUAAAAGAGGGGGCUGGCGUGUCUCGAAGCCUUGGAUUGAAGAAAAACUUCACCUGGGCUGAUGAGAAAGGGGCAGAGCGUGAGGAUGCUGAGCUUAAGAAAAUAAGGAAGCUUGAAAAGUCGGGAAUUAAAGUAUUACCCGCCUCUGUGCGAUUUAGCAGUCCAAUCAAGGAUCCUGUGGAGGAUAAUAAAGCUAAACCACCUUCACCUGACAUCAUUCUUCGGCGUGACAAUGACUUCAUGCGGGCUGCAGCCCCACAUCAGUGGGACUCGAAUGAGGAAGAUGAAGAUGCAGAGGCAGAGCAGAAGGUUCCAGAUGUCCAAAAGGAUGAUCUUGCUUCUCGCAGAGCCCGCAUGAAUCAAUUCAAACCAAGUGUUGCCCAUAACUUCCUGCCAGGCUCUUGUAGUUGGAAGGACCGAGAGAAAUGGGAGGGGAUUAGGCUGGCAUCCCAGCAUGCUGUGUUGGAGAGAAUGGAGAAGAUGGAACUGGAAAAAAAGAGUCAGGCUGACUCCGCCCUCCCUGAGAUACCAAUCAUUACUCGUAAGGACAGUCCUUUCCUGAAUCUUGAAAAAGAAAGGGCAAAAGAAGGGGAUGAGGAAGAUAUGAAAGAGGUAGAAGGGAAGAUAGUUGUCCCAAACCCACACAAAGAUGAUCUAGCAAGGAGGCGGACUGAGGGAAGGCCACGCCCUCCCAAAGAUCCUCAUCAGUCAUUGGUCCAGACUUCCAUCACUCAAUCAGACCUGGAAACAUGGCAGAGACUCAAGAUGAAUACAGAGAGCAGUGAGUCUGACUCCACCCCUGCUGAAGUGUCAAUCUUAACCCGCAAGGACAACCCCUUCCUGACUCCUGAGAAAGAAAGUGGGAGUGAGCAGGAGAAUGAGGAAGGGACAGUCAGAGAGAAAGUGGGGUGGGUGGUGAUGCCUGAUGUAAAGACAGAUGACCUGGCCAGAAGGCGGGCCCAAAGUGGGUCCGUCCCACAGAGAGACCCCCUGCAGUCAUUGGCUCAAACAACCAUCACUCAGUCAGACCUGGAGAAAUGGCAGAGGCUCAAGAUGAAUACAGACAGCAGCUUCACCCUUAGCCCAAGAGAUGCUGAGGACAUGCAUAAGAAGUGUCAUCAGAUGAUGGACAGGCAGGAGGCGGGAUCUGUAGGUGUGGUGGGACAUGAAAGUCUUAUUAAAGAUGAGACUAUUACCAAAAGCCCCUCUCCUUUACCCGACCAACCCUCACGCCAGUCCCUUUGGCAGGAAGAUGAUGAUCUCCCCCCAAUAUUCAGAGCUACUAGUGUUUCUGAUGAAACAGAGAGUGUGAGUUUGAUUGACAUGCGUGAUGAAGAGGAUGAGCUUGCCUACCUUCGGGCGCACAGCCAAUCACGGCAUGAGCGCCUACACAAUCAGUACAACAAACUCAAAGAGGAGGAGGACCAGUGGCAGGACGAUUUGGCUCGCUGGAAGAGUCGGAGACGAAGUGCUUCUCAAGAUCUGAUCAAAAAGGAAGAGGAGAGGAAGAUGAUGGAGAAACUAAUGACAACGGAUGGAGGAUCCGCCUACCGCAGAAAGAGCAUCAAAACAUACAAAGAAAUAGUAGAAGAGAAAGAGCGUAGGGAGCAGGAACUACAUGAACAAUAUUGUAAAGCCUCCACUCCAGAAGAGAAAGCAGCUGUGCUUCAACGUUAUGCUCUCCGUUUCACCAUCAGCGAUGCCAUAUUGGAGAGACUUCAGCUCCCCAAACUGCCUUCUGCUGCCUCACCUCUCCAUCAGCCUGAGAAGAAGCCAACAUGCACCGCCCUCGAGGAAGCAAAGGUUCCAGAGCCUGCACAAACUACCCAAACACACCCUGUAGACCAGAAGACUGCACAAAAACAGGCACCAGCGCUGCCCAAAACCACUGAACCAUCACCUGGCAAGUCCAUCAAAGCUCCAGAAGUCCUUUCAGCACCCACACGAGUUCCUCCUGCUCCAUCAAAGCCUGUACCCCUCAUCACCCCAAAACCCUACAGCCAGCCAAAAUUCAGCCAAGGCCUCCGCAAAUCAAUAAAGAGUGAUGGGCUGAUACGUGUGAAUGGUGAGAGCACUCAGCAGGAGAGCAGAGAGAGGGAGGAUAGAAAUAUGCAUCGUCCUAUCAACUUCUCUCCCUCACCUCCAAAGCCAGCCACUCAAAGUCUACAAAAUGAGGAGCUCAUUGUGUUAGAAGCCUCAGACCACCAGCAAAACUUACAGACUUCCAUUCCUGAACAAGAGAAAGAAGUUGUAAAGAUGGAAAAGGAAUGUUCUCUUAUUUCUCAAGCAGAGAAUAUCAAAGAAGACCAGUCAACCGCACUAUCGUUGUCAGAACCAGCAGGAAAGCAGCCAGUGCCAGACACAAUGAUGAAGCUCAGCUGUGUUGUCACAACGACCAUAGUGACAGAACUCACUCAGACACAACAAAUCCCACCAAAUGACACGUCCUGCACUGAACAGCUUGGUUCAGUCCACAGUUCAUGUGAUUUGAGCUCAACUGCCGAGACCAACAAGGCUGACCAGACUUCAAACUCACUAUCACUGACAGAGGGGAUUGACUACUCAACUGAAUGUAUUGAAACCCCAAUGUUGAAUCUUGCAAAAAGGGUUGAUCACUGGACGUGGGAUCCUAAUGAGGAGCGUAGACGGCAGGAGAGAUGGCAACAGGAGCAGGAACGCCUACUGCAGGAGAAAUAUCAGAGAGAGCAGGAGAAACUGAAGGAGGAGUGGGAGAGAGCGCAGAGAGAGGUGGAAGAAGAGGAGAGGAGACACCAUGAAGAGGAGAGGCGGAUACUGGAGGAAACUGUGACCCCACUGACCCCUCGCACCUCAGUUUUACCACCCGGUAUCAUGACCGAGGCUCCGUAUCUCACCCAGCCCUCAGUCUCACAGGACACUAUUGUCCUCUCCUUGGCUGACUGGGAGAAGAAACAGGAAAUGCUGGAGAAACAGGCACAGACGAACCAGAGUAACAGACUGACACACAGCCCUGAUCAAGUAAUCGAACCAGCUCAGCAGAAUGGGCAGAGGAUUGAACCUCAGGAGAGCCAAACAGCCACACCACAACUGCAGUUUUUACAAGAUGGCUCUUGGAGCUGUAAGUCUAAAGGCGUGCAAGAGGAUUUGAAGAAAACUGCCUCACUUGAUCGCAAACAGAGUCCACCCCAGAGCCGGACCACAGGGAUGAGGAGGACUGGGUCGUGUGAAAAUAUUUUAGGGACACACCCAUCAAAAUCACCCACACCAUCACAAGACACGCCACCUCCAUCACCCAGCAGGUCAGUAAGUGGAAAGAAACUUUGCUCCAGCUGUGCACAUCCGUUGGGUAAAGGAGCAGCUAUGAUCAUUGAAACCUUGGGGUUGUACUUCCAUAUUCAGUGCUUUAAGUGUGGCGUGUGUAAAGGGUUACUUGGCGACACAAGUGCUGGGACUGAUGUCCGAAUUCGAAAUGGACUUCUUAAUUGUCAAGAAUGCUACAUAAAAUCAAGGGCUGCUGGCCAGCCGACAACAUUGUGAGGCCUCUGCACUUCUGACAAGGAAAUGGAACCGGAAUCAGGUUAAACCAAGACAGGACCAGACCCAAGAAGAACGGAUUUUAUGUUUCUACAACAUUUCCAACUAUUUUCCUUACAGCACAAACAAGCACAUAUACAUCAACUUCAGAACUGGAAUCAUGAACGCAUGAUGGAUUUUCCUCUGGACUUUGUGCUCACUGAAAUAUGACAUGAUAAAGAGUUUUAAAAAUAUAUUACAGCGAGUCUGUUAAUAACUGUUAGUUUUACACUUUAGAAUGAGCACUGGUGGAACUUUACCUCACAGUGGCCAUGUUACACACAGUUCAAUAGCAAUGAGGCUUUCUUGUUUAAAUGCAUCAGUAACAAACCUCAGUACUUAAUGGGGCGAGAGAGAUCAUUCCAAAUGUCUGUGCCGUUAACCCAAAUACAACACCAUUUCAGGAAAACACUGGGACAUUUUAUCUUUAACCUUUACGCAACUGACAAAAGUGUAAAGAAAAGAUUUCCAAUGUUUUCACUUGACCAGUAUUUUGUAAAUAUAAACACAUUUUGAUUUUAAUGGCUGCAACAAAAAGUCAGAGGAAUGUUUUCCACUGUCACAUCACCUUUCCUUUUAAUCACACUUUUAAAUAGUUUAGGAAUUAAGGAUACUAAUUGUUGCAAAGUGAUUUUUUUUUUGCCCAAUCUUACUUGAUAUUGUCCAGCUGCUCAGUGGUCGUGGUUUCCUAGUGUCAGAGGUUUCCUCCCUUGCCCAACAAGGACUGAGAUUUCUGUGGAUUCCCUUAAUCUUUUAACAAUAUUAUGUAUGGUAAAUGGUCAAAGACCUGAAUCUCUCCUGCAAUCUUGCAUUGAGAAAUUUUGUCAUGAAAUUUGGCACAAAGUGGUGAGCCAUGACUGAGCCUUGUACUAUUGGAUUGUACUAUUAUUCCCAAUCAGGAGACACUCAUCUAGUACCAGUCCAGUCCACUUGCUUAUUAUGGACUGUUUCAAAACAGUUUAACAUUUAUUUAACUUUUUUUGGAGUGUGUUGAAGCCAUCAACUUCAAAAAUGGGUUUAUAUUUAGAAAAUACAAUUAAAGCAGCACUAUGCAGGUUUUUUUUUUUUACCUUAACUGAAUAGUUUCGGAUUUAUCGGAAUGGUUUUUCUAAUGACUAUUUUCGUGUUGAAUGUUGGGCGUCUCCCCCCACCCCCUGUUGCCUGUGAGCGGAAAAAACACACUUGCAAAUUUGAGGCCGCAGCAUCAGGAAGUGUUGCGUGAUAUCAGGUCUCGCGAUGUAAUUAAUUGCUUUACAGCAAGAAAGAUGUACUAAAAUAAACAUCAAACAGAAAUGACCCGGCGCCGUAUACAUGUGGUGUUCAAGGCGCACACAAUACACUGCUGACUGCCGACAGUUCAACAGGGCGCAACUCUUAAAGGGGCCACACCUUAUUUCCACUCGUUAUGCUACGUUCACACUGGACGCGAAUAGCGCGUCAGGUGCGAAUGAUUUCAAUGUUAAGUCAAUGCAAAGAUGCGUUACGCACGUAAAAAAUUCGUGCGGCGCGAAUGAGGCGUGGAGCGUGGUGCGGAAGACGCGAAUACGCCUUAUUUGCGCGUCAAGUUCACGCGAAUUGAGCGUCUGGCGCGUUAAGCGCGAAUGAUUUAGUUAGUGCAUUUGUGCAUUCAUGCGUUUGA